GUGUUAUGUUUGUAGUGUCUAUUGUGUGUUUACAUUAUGGACGUUUGAAUAGUAGGAUAAGGAGGCUGGAUUGUUAGUUUGCUGGAUCGAAAGAUGUAUUCCGUGAGAUUAGUUAGUGCCGACAGUUACCAAGCUGCACCGAUUCCCGAUGUCGAUCCGACCUUCUCGCAAUUUCGAGGUAGCGAUAUCAAGCAAGUACCUGUGGUGCGAAUUUUCGGAAUCACUCAUGCCGGUGAGAAGGUAUGUUUGCACGUACAUGGUGUCUUUCCUUAUAUGUAUGUGCCUUAUUCCGGGCACGUUAAUGCGGAUAUGUUGGUUUACCGGCUCGCUGCAUCAUUGGAUGCCAAUAUUAAUGUUUCCUUGGGUUCGUCGAAUUCCAAAAGACAACACGUUUACAAAAUUCAACAAGUUUCCGGCAUACCGUUUUACGGGUACCAUAAAAAAGCUCAUCAUUUCUUGAAGAUAUACUUUUAUAAUCCUGCCAUGAUGAAGAGAGCUAUUGAUUUAUUGCAGAACGGACGUGUUCUUGGACAAAUCUUUCAACCUCACGAGGCUCACAUAUCAUUUAUAUUACAAUUUAUGAUAGACUAUAAUAUAUAUGGCAUGAGUAUGAUCGAUUUGAGAUACGUUAAGCACCGUCAUUCAGCCAUAACGGAUCAAAAUUUAAGUAAACUGUCGGACAACUUAGACGAAACACUUGACUUUGAUGUAGAAAAGAAGGAAUACAUGCCACACUCCAUUGCCAAGCAAAGCGUCUGUAAAUUAGAAAUGGAUGCCUGGGCUUCCGAUAUUCUUAAUCGCGAUGUUAUAGACAAAGGCAUAGAUUUGAAUCCAGGUAUCGCUGCAAUUUGGGAGGAAGAGAAAGCUAGAAGAGUUCAGUUUGAUUUAGGAGGAGAUUCGCAAUUAACGUACCCAAAAAGUCCAGAAAGAUCUCAAGUAUCUUCUCUCUUGAAGAAUAACGACAGGUAUCAUGAAAAACGAUUAGCUCAGCGCUUAUCCGCAAUCGAUUCGCAGAUGGACGAUGCGUCAUCGUCACCUGGUUCAGAAAACUCAUCUUAUCCUAUUCCUGUAUCGAACGAUAGUAAGUUAUUAAAUGCAUCUCAAUUGGAGGUUCACGCUGGUCCACUCGAAUCGACUAGACAUAAUACCUUACAAAGUCUAUUACAUCGUAAUACAAAGAGUGAAUCGACUGUACGUCCGUCUCAAUCCAGCUCUUGUGACAAUAAUAUAUCAUUAAGUAGCAGUGAUCUCGAUAUCGUGGACAUUCUAGUCAAUUUAGCCGAAGAGCAACAAAAUAUUUCAAGUUCAAUUGAUUCUAAUAGCAUUCUCGGAUCUCAGAAUUCACAAGCUGACCAAAAUUUUCCUAUAAUGAAUGAUAAAGAGAUGAAUGACGAAGAGGAGGAAGACGUAGAGGAUUUAAAUAUUACUUUAUUGGAACUAAGUUCGUUAAAUUUUAGCCAAUGGGAAAGUAAGAGAACAACAUCGCAAGAGCAACAAGGCAGUGAGAAUGAUGGUUCCCAAAUAGAACUUGUUUUGGAAUCUUUAAAAGAGACAACAAUAUCAAACUUAUUCGAUAAUAUUCCCCAAUUCGAUGGGCCAAUAGACGAUGAUGAUAUAAGAAGCCAAUUGAGGGAUAAUAGCGUGAACGAAACGAUAGAAAGACAAGAAUUUUUAACCUGUGAAUAUAAAUCAGGAAAAAGGCCAAAAUGCGCUACUUCGGUCACACCAAGUAAAACAAAGGAGACUUCAGGCAGUAGCGAGAAACGUACUCGUAAAAGUACGAAAAAGAAUAAAUUUGAAGACAGUCUGCCAAAAACACCUCACAGAUCACCUUCCAAACGCUUAAAAAAAAUUACAAGUCCCAGUUGCCCAUCCCGAAAUUAUUCUCCAUUAAAAAUAGAGAUUAGAAAUGCUCAAAAAACUGAAGCAAUUUCAUCCUGCGCAACGCCUUCUACAUCUUACGUCGGACAAAAAGUGAGAAAAAAUUUACAACCAAAAAGAAUACUAAGUGCUCUCCAAGAAUUUCAUCCAGAAGGAGAGGACGUCCGUCCAGCGUCGGCCUCAAUCAAAAAGCCAUCGGGCAAAACAUUAGCCACGCAAAUUUCAGAGAAAUCAUUUGCUCGGGAGACCGAGGAUGACAACGAUAAGACGCUCGUUGAAGAUUCGGAUGAUUCGCUUGAAACAGUCGUGUCAAUGCCCAAUAAUCCUGUAUUCAUCAACGAGACCGAUUCCAACGACACGAUACAUUCAAAUGAAAAGCUGUCGAAUCUAUCAGCCACUAAUUUUUCCGAUGAUCUUGCGGCAUUGGAAAUGGAGUGCAUCGGACAGAACGAAUUAUCUUUCAAUCCGUUGAUUGGGCGGAGGUCAAACAAUUUAAGCGACCGCAAUGUUUUCUCAAUGUUUUCCGACAGACGAGACGUCUGUGUGACAAUGUCGCCGAAAUUGAAGUCCCCGAGUCGAGAGUGCAUCGUCGGCAGCUUAAAAUCACCUGGGAUCGCAAUGUCUGACAAUGCUCGACCGCACUGUAGUAAACAAAGCGACGCCAAAGCUUCGGCUGAGCACGAAGACGAUGUUUACUGCGAUAAUAAUGAUAACCAAAGGAAAAGUAAGGAAGACAAGAAUCAGGAGUCCUUUUAUCGGAGUUUUGGAAAUAUUGCAGGUCUCGCCAAUUGGCGUAAGAUGAAAAUCCAAGAACUUAAUCUCUCCGAAGACAAACUUAGCUCUUUAAAUUUGGAGCCGGAAUUUCCCAACGGGAAAACAGUAGCCAUUCGACCAUUGAAAGCGCCUCCUGAUCGAAAAAGCGUUAUCGCAUGGCUAGAGGCAAGAGAUAAAGAGCAGAAGGACAAAACUGACGAAACAAAUCAAAAGUCAAAUGCGGAAUCACAGGAUCCCAGAGACUCCGAUACCAAUAGCUUAUUUUUGGAUCCAACCUACAGUCGCGGAACAUUCAGGGGUGUCGGGGGUGACAGUGGCGCGUCCAAGCAUUUAGGAGUUUCCUGCGGCCAGAUCGAGUUCGAUCGGCGUUCAUCGAUAAUGAACGUUGAGCACGGAAAUUUUGCGAACGCCAAGGCAUUAACUACCUAUCAAUUUUUGACAAUACUUUGUCUAGAGGUACACGUUAUCACUAGAUCAAAAUUGUUGCCCGAUCCUCAAUACGACGCCAUUGGAGCAGUUUUCUACGCAAUUUAUAACGACGUCCCACCAGAUUGGGAGAAAACAAAGCCAUUAGAAUGUGGUAUCGUGAUUGUAGAGUCAGCCGAGGCUAAUUCUAAAUGCAAAAGCUCCAAUUACGCAAACGCACAGAAGGAGCAGUCUAUAGUUUAUGUGGAAAACGAAAUCGAUAUGUUUAAUAGCGUAUUGUCAAUUAUUGAGCGUCACGAUCCAGAAAUUUUAAUUGGCUGGGAUCUCGAGCUUCUUUCAUGGGGUUACAUGUUUCAAAGAGCAUCGCUACUCGGAAGAAAUUUAAGCUGCGAAGUAUCUCGUAUACGUGGGACCUCGUUUAAUUGGGGAAAAGAGCGUGAUCAAGCGAGUUCGGAAUUACACCUGGAAACAUUGGGAGAAUUAAGAUUACCCGGUCGUAUCGUUCUAGACAUAUGGAGACUCAUGAGGCAUGAAAUCGCUUUAACGAGUUAUACGUACGAAAACGUUAUGUUUCACGUUAUGAACGAGAGAAUUCCGCAUCCGAGCUUUGAAAUUUUAACAAACUGGUGGGCCACUUUAAAUUGCCGAUGGAGAGUUAUCGAUCAUUAUACCAAUAAAGUCAUAGGCGUCCACAGAAUUCUUCAUCACUUGGAUAUCAUUAACAGGACAAGUGAACACGCCCGAUUAUACGGCAUCCAGUUUUACGAAGUCUUCUCUCGCGGCUCGCAAUUCCGCGUCGAGUCGAUGAUGCUGCGACUCGCAAAACCUCUGAAUUACAUACCAGUGUCGCCGUCCGCCCAGCAGCGCGGCUGCAUGAGAGCCCCGGAGUCGCUGCCCCUUAUUUUGGAGCCGGAGUCAACGAUGUAUUGCGACCCGGUCGUCGUCCUCGACUUCCAAAGCUUGUAUCCGAGUAUUAUUAUCGCUUACAACUAUUGCUUCUCCACUUGUUUGGGCCGCGUCGAACACAUUGGCGCCCCUCAGCCUUUCACAUUUGGCGCAACCAGUCUGAAGGUCGAUAAGACUCUCGCGAAGAAGUUGCUGAAUAAUAAAAUCAACUUUGCUCCUUGUGGCGUCGCGUUUGUUAAGGAAGAGGUACGUCGAGGAAUCCUGCCACGUAUGCUCACUGAGAUUCUGGAAACUCGAUUAAUGGUAAAGAAAGCUAUAAAGGACCAUUCUAAGGAGGACCGGGCAUUGCAAAGGGCAUUGGACUCGAGGCAACUUGGACUGAAGCUAAUCGCCAAUGUCACUUAUGGUUAUACCGCGGCCAAUUUUAGUGGAAGAAUGCCGUGCAUUGAAGUUGGCGACAGCGUCGUAAGUAAAGGGAAAGAAACUUUAGAAAGAGCCAUAAAAAUGGUGGAAUCGACGCCUAAAUGGGGAGCGCGUGUUAUUUAUGGAGAUACCGACUCAUUAUUUGUCUUAUUGAAGGGAAAAUCCAGAGAAGAGGCGUUUAAUAUUGGCGCGGAAAUAGCCGAAACUGUUACCGCGGCAAAUCCAAAGCCAGUUAAAUUAAAAUUUGAAAAAGUCAUGCAACCUUGCAUCCUUCAAACGAAAAAGCGAUAUUGCGGAUACAUUUAUGAAAAUAAAAAUGAUAAGCCAGUUUAUUUAGCCAAAGGUAUCGAGACCGUUCGAAGAGAUGGAUGUCCAGCUGUGGCCAAGAUUCUCGAGAAAACGCUUAGGAUACUUUUUGAAACAAAAGAUCUAUCCUUGGUAAAGCAAUACGUAACGAGACAAUUGGAUAAGAUCCUUACCCACAGAGUCUCUAUUCAGGACUUGAUUUUUGCAAAAGAGUUUCGCGGUAUGAAAGGCUAUAAGCCAACUGCAUGUGUACCUGCUUUGGAGCUGACGAAAAGAUUAAUACAAAAGGAUCCACGCGCUAUACCUAACACAGGUAGCAGAGUGCCGUAUAUUAUAGUAGCUGGAGGGCCCAAUGUACCUCUUAUUCGCUGUGUUCGGUCUCCGAUGGAACUAAUUCUCGAUCCAAAUUUGAGGCCCAAUGCCAUAUAUUACAUUACAAAAGUUAUUAUUCCACCGUUAAAUAGAUGUCUUAAUUUAAUUGGAGUCGAUGCUUAUUCAUGGUUCAUGGAUAUGCCUCAUCGCCAAAGAUCUCUAAAUAGAGUGCACGGAGAUUUAUUAAAUGUUAAUCGCAAACCUAAAACGACCAUAUCACAGUAUUUAUACAACACAGCGUGCCCAUCUUGCGGAGAACUAUGCGAUAGAGGUAUUUGUGAAGACUGUAUUAAAAAUCAAACUCAAACACUCGUAGUUCUUUAUGAAAAAUGUAGACAGUAUGAAAGAAUUUAUUCCAAUAUUAAAAUGAUGUGCGAGUCAUGUAUCGGCAUAAUGGAUUGCGAUAGCUGUACAUCUCUUGAUUGUCCAAUUUUUUACCGAAGAAUUCAGGCACAAAUUGAUAAUACACAAGUUUCGUAUUUAUAUAAUUUAAUUCAAUGCAUGGAAUAUUUAUCCUGAUUUUCUAACCCAAAAGCGAAUAAAUAUAUUACAAAAUUAUAAUCAUGCGAUAUAAAAUUUAUG
Ceratosolen solmsi marchali is the source of this 5670-nucleotide messenger RNA. RefSeq names its product DNA polymerase zeta catalytic subunit (gene DNApol-zeta). Gene Ontology annotation, cellular component: nucleus; zeta DNA polymerase complex. The record is from RefSeq and is a predicted model, not a curated record. The transcript has 18 exons. Gene Ontology annotation, biological process: double-strand break repair via homologous recombination; error-prone translesion synthesis. Gene Ontology annotation, molecular function: DNA binding; nucleotide binding; DNA-directed DNA polymerase activity. The coding region runs from base 94 to 5607 and encodes 1837 amino acids. NCBI's taxonomy places the organism in Eukaryota, Metazoa, Arthropoda, Insecta, Hymenoptera, Agaonidae.